Messenger RNA from Cynara cardunculus var. scolymus (artichoke), 471 nucleotides. RefSeq lists its product as uncharacterized. NCBI's taxonomy places the organism in Eukaryota, Viridiplantae, Streptophyta, Magnoliopsida, Asterales, Asteraceae. The record is from RefSeq and is a predicted model, not a curated record. Bases 1 to 471 code for a protein of 156 amino acids. The transcript has a single exon.
AUGAAAGAAAGAGAUGGGUUCCAGUUCAUGUGUCAAAGACUACAUCUGGAAAACCUCAUUCUCCAACAACAAGUUCAAAAGCUUGAAGCCAAUGCUUCUUCUGCAAGAGCUGCUGCUGCUGCUGCUCCUGUUAGUUACGUAGAAGAUAACCCUAUUGCUCGGGUCGCUUCGUCAUCGGAGUCUACUGAAACGUCGUUACCAUUGUUGCUGCAACCGUCAUCGUUAACAUCAUGUGCCAUUGAUAACAUGGUAUUGACAAAAGGGUUGCCCAAGAAAGGGAAGUUCUUGCAGGCCAUGAUGGAAGCAGGUCCUCUACUCCAAACCAUUCUUCUUACAGGUCCAGUUCCUCAAUGGCAAAACCCACCACCACAACUCAAUUCAAUUCACAUUUCAUUGGCAAGCACCCCUUCAGCAUUUAUGAUCAGUAAGUGUAAUCAUAGUGAUGGUAGACAGUUGAUUAGUAAGAGAUGA